CGGGAAGCCGAGCGAGGCGGUCGCCUUUAUAGGGGAGGCGUAGCUAAAGCGGUACCGGCGAGCGAGAGAAGAGGCGGACCCCCUCGCCCCGUAUACGUCAGGGGAUUAUUUCAGCGGUUUGACCUGCCGUCGAAGGGUUAUGAGCUCCAUUAUAGACGGGGACGAUGAGAGGGGAGGCUGUAACGAAGGGGAGCAAAUAUGCGACGUGUGUAAGGCCGGGGCAGAGACGAGCAGCUUUGGGAGUGCGAGGUCUAGAAUGGACGCUAGUGUAAGGGAUGGCUCGGAACAAGAAGAGCUAAAGGUAGGGCUGCUUAGGGCAGUGUAAGAUGUGCGUAUAUCCGAGAGGGACGUAUAACAUCUCCGUUAAUAGCGAGCGCAAUCAGUCUAGUAGACGGAAGCCGAUAUACGCGCAUUUAAGG
Truncatella angustata is the source of this 419-nucleotide messenger RNA. RefSeq lists its product as uncharacterized. Lineage: Eukaryota; Fungi; Ascomycota; Sordariomycetes; Amphisphaeriales; Sporocadaceae. Bases 140 to 325 code for a protein of 61 amino acids. The record is from RefSeq and is a predicted model, not a curated record. The transcript has a single exon.